Molecule: messenger RNA, 1264 nt
Organism: Syngnathus typhle (broad-nosed pipefish)
Lineage: Eukaryota; Metazoa; Chordata; Actinopteri; Syngnathiformes; Syngnathidae
Gene: gadd45ga
Product: growth arrest and DNA-damage-inducible, gamma a
Exons: 4
Coding region: 108-587 (159 amino acids)
Biological process (GO): regulation of cell cycle
Cellular component (GO): cytoplasm; nucleus
Source: RefSeq, a predicted model, not a curated record
AUCUGAGCUCAGAAUAAAGCCAGAGAAUAGAACAGCAAAAUCCAUACUGGAAUACACGCGCUCCACUUGCCUUUUUUUUGCCUCACGAUCACGCGUGGAUUAUAACUAUGACUCUUGAGGAGAUUCGAGGACAGGAAAGCACGAUGGACCAAAACGAAAGGGUGCAAAGUGCAGGCACAGCAUUGGAAGAGCUGCUGCUCGCCGCCAAGAAGCAAGACUACCUUACAGUCGGCGUGUACGAGUCGGCGAAAGUUAUGAAUGUCGAUCCGGACAGCGUCGCUUUCUGCGUGCUUGCCACCGAUGAGGAGCACGCGUGUGACAUCGCCCUGCAGAUUCAUUUCACGCUCAUCCAAGCGUUCUGCUUCGACAACGACAUCAACGUGGUGCGCGUCACCGAUAUCGAGCGCCUCGCCGAUCUGGUGGGCGCAUACGAGGGCGGCGAGCCCAAGGACGCCCACUGCAUCCUAGUCACGAGCCCCAGUGCCAAUCCAUGGAAAGAUCCCGCUCUGGAUAAACUGAGUCUCUUCUGCGAGCAGAGCCGCAGCAUGUGUGACUGGGUUCCCACCAUCACCUUCCCUGAACGCUGAGUCAGCCAUUCUCCCCCAAUCCCUUGAAGAUGCAUCGACGAUGAUGAUAAAAAAAAAAAAGAAAGUCAAGGCUUCACUCGAGGGUGUUAGAGCCUUUCUGCCUCCCGUUUGUCUGGAUUAGUGGGCUGCGUGGCCGGGAUGGAAACUCACCAUGACAUUCCUUCCCCUCGUGCCCGAUCUCUGCUACCACGUGCAGGGGAAAGCAGUCAGUUCAUUGUGGGUCGUUGUGGAUUAUACCCUGAGGGGAGAGCCAGUGAAGGGGGGGGGGUGGCUCGGCGGUGUGCCGUGAGGACACCACGACGGACACUCGGGGGAGGCGUUGCCAGAGCGAUGACGGCCCACUCGAUGAUUAGUGAGAAGACGUCGGCGGCGCGUGGGCACGACUGCAUCAGACUGUGCAGAGGUGGAUGUGAGAAUGCGCGGAGGCCGGAGCGGAGCUCAUCAGAUGGGAGUGAUGCUGAUCCGAGAAGAGAGUGGCUGAAAAAAGAAAGACUGGACUUUUUCUUCAAGUGCAAACAUUAAUAGCAAAAGACUUGAUUUGUGCUGCACUUUAAUAACAUUUCUCAACUUUGAUGAGUUAUUACUUUAUUGGAAAUUGUGCAAGCAAAGCAAUGCAACGUUCAUUUGAAUUUGCACACAUUUUGUUCAUCAUCUGUGAAUAAAUACUUGAAACCAAA